Molecule: messenger RNA, 2171 nt
Organism: Sapajus apella (tufted capuchin)
Lineage: Eukaryota; Metazoa; Chordata; Mammalia; Primates; Cebidae
Gene: TCF19
Product: transcription factor 19
Exons: 4
Coding region: 742-1827 (361 amino acids)
Biological process (GO): regulation of gene expression
Cellular component (GO): nucleus
Molecular function (GO): protein binding
Source: RefSeq, a predicted model, not a curated record
AAGGUGCACGCAGGCGCAAUGCCGCCUAAAGCUGGGCUCAAUGCGUCAGAGAAUCUCCGCGCCCAGGCGGCUCCUCCCCACUGCGGGAACCCGGGAAAACCUGUGAGCUAAUCAGAAAAAGCAGAAGGCGGGAGGGCUUGGGGCACCGUCCAAUGGCGCGAAAGAGAACAAAUGAUCUGGCCAAUCAGGAACGGCACGGGGGCGGGCUCGCUCGGCGCGAAGUUCGGGCCCGGGAAUUCCGAAGGAGGGGUAGGCUGCCUGCGCCCCGAGGCCGCGCCCCUUCAGGCUCCGGCUUGUUGGCUGUCAAACAGCUGCGGAAGUGUUGGCUCCCGCGGAGGAGCCCAGGGGGUCCCGGGACCCCCGCACAGGUUGGCAUUGCUUGAAGAGGAGGCCACUCGGAGACUGCACCGCACGGGUAGAUCCGAAACGCGGCUGAGGCCGAGGGAAAAGGCUGGAUUGGAGGUUCUCCAAAUAUUUUGCGACCUGAGGAUCCAGCUCAAGUGAGGUGCCGUAGGACGUGUUCCUGAGUUUGCAUUGUAUGGAGACUUUCCUGGAAUCUUUCAGUUGCAAGUCAGCUUCACAACAAAUUUUGCAGUCCUAGGCUGCUUCCAGUCUGAAUUUAGACUAACUUAGGUAGUGUGCUUAAAGUUGAAACUGCACACAGCACAACUCAAGUUUGCAUCAGACUGGGAAGCGAACUUGAGCCAGUGGUGCGUGGCCCAGGAGUGGGAAAGGAAAUGGAUGCCUGAAGUGGAAGGUGGUGCAGAGGGGGCACCGCCCAUGCUGCCCUGCUUCCAACUGCUGCGCAUAGGGGGCGGCAGAGGCGGAGAUCUCUACACCUUUCACCCCCCGGCCGGGGCUGGCUGCACCUACCGCUUGGGCCACAGGGCCGACCUGUGUGAUGUGGCUCUGCGGCCCCAGCAGGAGCCUGGCCUCAUCUCUGGGAUCCAUGCCGAACUGCAUGCCGAGCCCCGGGGUGAUGACUGGAGGGUCAGCCUGGAAGACCACAGCAGCCAAGGGACUUUGGUCAAUAAUGUCCGAAUCCCAAGAGGUCACAGGCUGGAAUUGAGUGAUGGAGACCUCCUGACCUUUGGCCCUGAAGGGCCCCCAGGGACCAGCCCCUCGGAGUUCUACUUCAUGUUCCAACAAGUACGAGUCAAACCUCAGGACUUUGCUGCCAUUACCAUCCCACGGUCUAGGGGAGAAGCCCAGGCUGGGGCUGGGGCUGGCUUCCGUCCUAUGCUGCCCUCCCUUGGGGCUCCACAGCGGCCUCUUAGCACCUUCUCCUCUACCCCCAAGGCCACACUAAUCCUGAACUCCAUUGGCAGCCUCAGCAAGCUCCGGCCCCAGCCCCUCACCUUCUCCCCUAGUGGGGGUAGACCAAAGAGCUUGCCAGUUCCCAUCCCACCUGGGGAAGUGGGUAUCACCCCUUCUGCUCCACCCCCACGCAAUCGGAGGAAAUCUGCUCACCAAGUGUUAGCAGAACUGGAUGAGAGUGAGCCUCCUGAGAGCCCACCACCAGCUCUUAUGGAGCCCAGGAAGAAACUCCGUGUAGACAAAGCCCCUCUGACUCCCAAUGGAAAUCGACGUGGCCAUCCUCGUCCUCGGAAGUACCCAGGGAGCAAUCCCAUGGCUCCCCCUGCAGUUGGGGAUGGGGAGCCCUGUGCAGCUCCUUGUUGCUGCCUGCCCCAGGAAGAGACAGUGGCCUGGGUUCAGUGUGAUGGCUGUGACCUCUGGUUCCAUGUGGCCUGUGUUGGCUGCAGCAUCCAGGCUGCCAGGGAGGCUGACUUCCGAUGCCCAGGGUGCCGUGCUGGCAUCCAGACCUAAGGUCAACCAUGAAGACACCCUCGGACACAGCUGCCCAUCAGUAGACACAGCAGUGAGCAAAUGGGUCUGAUAAAUGCUCCCGUCCCUUUCCAGGAGGGAAUGACUGCAGGGAAGGGUGGAUUGAUGUGGACUCAUUCAGGGCCUGGAGCAGAAGAGCCUGGUGGCCAACGUGACAGAAGAAAUGGCUUCCUGCCAAAGAUAUUGCCACCUCCAGGAAAUUGCCAGUGAGCUGGAAGUUCCCAUUCUUACAAGGCCAUGUUGCCACGGACACCAAAAUAUCUGUAGUCAGAGCACUGAUCAGUUGCAAAAGCCAUGCCUGCAAAUAAUGGAAAACUAAGGGAGUU